AUGGCGGACGCGGACAACAUGGAGGAGGAAGAUCUCUUCGCUGAUCUUUACGACAAUGACGAAAGCGCGCCUUCAAAAGACCAGAUCGUUACUCAGGCACAUGUGCCCGAGCCCGCCGAAGCGACUGAAACGCCAGGCUAUGGCGAAGAGCCAGACACCGGUCAUGAUCCCUCGGCUUUCGACAAUGAUACUGGUAUGCAAGAACAGCCUGCCAAUGGCGCGGCCACGGAAGCUGCAAGUGAGACACACGAGUAUACUAGAGAAGAGGAGCCUGGCAUUCGGAUGAAAGAAGAUGGAAAGAUGUUCAUCGGAGGACUUAAUUGGGAAACCACAGAUCAAUCUCUCCAUGACUACUUCUCUCAAUUCGGCGAGGUCCAAGAGUGCACUGUCAUGCGCGAUGGCGCCACCGGCCGCUCAAGGGGCUUCGGCUUCCUCACCUUCAAAGACCCCAAGACCGUCAACACUGUCAUGGUCAAAGAACACUACCUGGAUGGAAAGAUCGUACGUGUAGCCCAUCACUUUUCUGAAACAAGCCCGGAGACAUGGGGCAACCCCAAUCCCAAUGCCCGAAGGUCCCGUGGGCGCAAGAAGAACAUGCGCUUACAAAAUCAGAUUGACCCGAAGCGUGCCAUACCGAAGGACGAGCAAGAAAAGACCGCCAAGAUCUUCGUCGGUGGUGUGAGUCAAGAUGCGACCGAAGCAGACUUUACCGACUUCUUCGAGCAGUUCGGACGAGUCAUCGAUGCCACACUCAUGAUGGAUAAGGACACCGGCCGUCCACGAGGCUUUGGGUUCGUCACAUUCGAUAACGAUGCCGCGGUCGAGAGAGUACUGGCCCACUUCCCGCUCGAGAUCCUCAACAAGCCGAUCGAGGUCAAACGUGCUCAGCCACGCGGCAAAAUGGGAGAAGAGGAAGAGUUUCGUGGCGGCCGAGGCCGUGGCGGCAAGUUCGGGCGAGACGACCGCUUCGGUAAUGACGGCGGUAACAAUGGCAACAGCCAGAACCAGGGUCCAAAUAUGCAGGGCAUGAACGGCAUGUCGCCACAGAUGAUGGCUCAGUACUGGCAGCGCAUGCAAACCUACUUCGCCAUGAUGCAGCAACAGAUGAUGGCCAACGCCAUGGGCGGCGGCAUGGGUCAGAUGAAUCCUCAGAUGAUGGCACAGAUGCAGCAGAUGCAACAAAUGCAGCAGAUGCAGAAAAUGGCCGCAGGCGGACAGAACAUGAGUCCUCAACAGAUGCAGCAGAUGCAAGCCAUGAUGAAUGGUGGUGCAGGUGGCAUGAAUGGCGGCAACAUGGGCGGAGGCGGUGGUCGCGGCAGGGGCUUCAACACCAAUGAGCAAAUGGCGUUCGAGCAGCAAAAAUACGAGAAUCAAGCUAGGCGCGGCCCACCUGGCGGUCCGAAGGGUAACAACAACGCUGGACAAGGUGGCGCACCGCAGUCGUGGGAGGGUAUGUACGAUGAUGUGCCGCAGCCGGAGGGUGCGGGCGGAAGUCAGGGUGGAAGGUCGUCUGCUGGUCCGAUGCGGAGUGGCACCCCGAACACGAAGGCUCCGAAGAACGCCCCGACUGGUCCGAGCAAUGCUCCUGCGAAUGCGCCGACGGGUCCGAAGAGCGCUGGUGGUGGCGGUGGACGUGGUGGAUGGGGCAGGGGACGUGGAGGUGGUCGCUUUCAUCCUUAUGGACGUUAG
This is a messenger RNA of Cyphellophora attinorum, 1689 nucleotides long. RefSeq names its product putative RNA-binding protein. The transcript is spliced from 5 exons. The record is from RefSeq and is a predicted model, not a curated record. Gene Ontology annotation, molecular function: RNA binding. The coding region runs from base 1 to 1689 and encodes 562 amino acids. Lineage: Eukaryota; Fungi; Ascomycota; Eurotiomycetes; Chaetothyriales; Cyphellophoraceae.